Messenger RNA from Hydractinia symbiolongicarpus, 3017 nucleotides. Its product is annotated as glycine betaine transporter OpuD-like. The coding region runs from base 51 to 2396 and encodes 781 amino acids. The record is from RefSeq and is a predicted model, not a curated record. Gene Ontology annotation, molecular function: transmembrane transporter activity. Gene Ontology annotation, cellular component: plasma membrane. The transcript is spliced from 8 exons. Gene Ontology annotation, biological process: nitrogen compound transport. NCBI's taxonomy places the organism in Eukaryota, Metazoa, Cnidaria, Hydrozoa, Anthoathecata, Hydractiniidae.
UCACGAUAUCUAUAAGCAGAUAUCUGAAAGAAAAAAAUUGGGAAAAGAAAAUGGAUAAGUACAGGCAUGAUCAACCGGAUGAUAUUAUCCUGAAAAGACAAGAGAGAUUCCGAGAGCACUGGUUAAAAAUACAGGGUGGAAUUGGCAACUUGAAAUUCUACUGCAACCCUCUAACGGCCAUUGGUUCGUUUGUUCUGGUAUGGGCGUUGGUCAUCUGGGCGUUUACAGAUAAUGACAGUCACCAGUUGUUGCAAUCAGCAAAACAGUGGAUCACAGAUGUUUGGACAUGGCUGUACAUAGCUGAUCAAUUUAUAUGGACAGGAUUUGUUGUCUUUAUCUAUUUCAAGUGGGGACAUUUAAAAUUAGGCAAAGACGACGAUCUCCCUAACUAUGAUGAUUUAUCCUACUUCGCAAUGGUGUUUUGUACUGGGCUCAGUGCUGCAAAAUAUUACGCAGGAGUAAAGGAACCAAUUGACCAUUAUACCUAUAAAGGUUCCGAAGACAUUUUAACAUACUGGGGAAAGAAUUCGUCAAUGCAACAAGCGCAGAAUGCCAUCAAUCUAACACUUUUUCACUGGGGCAUACACGGUUUUGCCAUCUACACGCUCCCUGCCAUACUUCUAUCUUUUAUGGCGUACAGAAAAGGAUUACCCAUCACAAUGAGAACAACUUUGUAUCCACUUCUCGGGAAGAAAAUAGAAGGAAGAGCUGGAGAUCUGAUAGAUUUUGUAUCUAUCAUUGACAUCCUAUUUGGUGUAUCGGUUGGUUUGGCUAUUGGUGCAAACAUACUUAACAGUGGGUUGCACGAAUCGUUUUCUAACUUUGAUGUAGUUAGUGGGAAUCAAAUCGUGAUUGUUUGGUCCCUAACAGCAAUUGCAACUGUAUCAGUUUUAUCUGGUUUGAAUAUGGGAAUAAGACAUUUAUCUGUAAUAAGUUUAGUAGCAGGAACAUGUGUAUUUUUGGUCAUAAUAGCUAUCGAGGAUACUUGGUACAUCCUAAACCUUUUUGUUCAGUCAGUGGGUUAUUACUUGCAAUUUCUCAUUGGAACUGGUCUCUACACUGGUGCAUUCUCACAGACUGGCAAUUUGCCGAACCAGAAUCCUGAAAGCAAGAAUUGGAUACACAAGAACACCUUAUUUUAUUGGGGAUGGUGGAUCGCGGUUGCGCCUAUGACUGCCACGUUCAUCGCCAGAAUAAGUCGUGGUCGUAAAAUUAGCGAGCUGAUUCUGUAUUGCUGUUUCUUACCCGUCCUGUGUUUAUUUUUAUGGAUGACAGCGUUUGGUGGCAUUGCGAUUAAUAUGCAGCAUCUUGCGAUGAAUGGAAACAUUACGUGUGACAUGUACAACAACGGAAAAAGGAACAGCAACUACACUGUCUGGACAACUCAAUACAAAAAUGUCGAUAAUUUGGAAUGUCUAGAUGAAUCAGCUCGAUUUUUCGCCAUUAUCGAUAAAUACGACGGUGUUGCAAAGCUUCUUUAUUUUUUUUCCAUGCUGUCUAUGCUAUUACAAUAUGCGACACACGCUGACAGCGCUUCCCUUGUUGUUGAUAUAAUCUCCUCGAAUGGGAAAGACAACCCUCCUAUCAUGCAGAGAGUCCUGUGGACGCUCACACAAGGAGCUGUUGCGACCGCGUUGAUUAAAUACUCCGAACAUACUCCGAAUGCAGAAAGUACAACUGACGCAAUUUCGCCCAUCUCCAUCAUAGUUGCAUUUCCUAUGAUCAUAAUAUUGAACUGUUCGUGCAUUGCCUUAUGGAGAGUUUUGAGUAACGAGCGUUGUUUCAACUUAGACACGGAGUUUGUGGAGUGGCAUAUGUACUACGGAAACAUAAACAAGGUUUCUUUGUGGAAGGAUACUUUGAUUGCGUUAGUGUGUCCAUGGUUAAUCAUGGGCGACAUUCGGUUCAAACUGAACGAGGACAAAAAGUGGCAUUACAAGAUUUGGGCGUAUUUUAGUUUUGGUCUCUUGUUUUACUUGUGGAUAAUAUUAUUAAUAGUGGGAGAGUUCGUCAACAAUGUAGAUAAAUUCGGAUGGAUUAGUUUAUUGGGAUUUUUUGUUUACUCUGCGUAUUACCGACAGAUUUUACGACGUCGCCGACACAUUGCUGGAAAUAUUAUCGAGGACGUCAUUGUCAUGGUAAUUUAUCCGUUAACUAUUUUGCAAAUGCACGAAGAAUUACAUGUCGAACCGCAAAGUGACGCGCCACACCUUCCUCCGGAUGAAGAGGAUCAGUUUGAACCAGGAUCGCCUUCGUCCGGUUAUAAUAAGCCUGACUUUUCUCCAUCUGUGGUGAAACUUGAUAUGGAUGAUAUUAUCGAAGAAAAGAGUGAAGAACGGAGCAACAGAUCAGGAGUACAUAACAAUGGCUAUGCAGAGUCGACACUGUCUUUUUAGUAAUAUCAAAACAAACACUGAUACAUGUUUAUUUUUGCUGAAAUUGAAAGUUUAAUACUUGCAGUCUACAAAAAAACAAGCUUACUUUGUUGAAAGGUAGUAGAAAUUCGAAAUAGAAUCGAAGGGGUGACUUUUGACAGUGGAUACAAGAUUUUUUUAUAUAUCUAUAAUUUUAUGUAAUUUGUAAAAUUUAGUAAAUGUUAUAUAACUCAUACAUAAUUUUUUCGUGACCUUGAACCUUGAACACAGAAGAAGGAACAUAAAUGAUAAACCUUAGUCCGUCUCAGCUUAAUCGAAUAUAGCAAAUAUUUUUGAUCAUAUUUACUUAUCAUAUCUAAAAAAACAGAAGUGGUCUCCAUCAAACUUUCUCAAAAAUAUUUGACACUUAAAAGGUCUAAGUUAUUCCACAUUUUUGCUGCUCGAAAUGGGAAGGCGGUAUUGCUAAAUCCGUUUUGACCAAGGAACGCGUAAACCUGUUUUUAGAAGCUUCUUUUAUUUAGUGAUUGUGGCAAUUUUUUGCCAAAAAGAAUUUUGAACGCAUAUAAUCAGGAGCAAUGUGGUUCAUGGUUUUGAAAACUAAUAUGGCAUCGUUUUUGAUGAGUAAAUUAUUCAAUGAAUAGA